CGCGUUCAAUUCAAAACACACUCAACUCUCAUCUAUAAAAACAUUUUUUUUUCAGACCAAUAAUCACAAGCACCAUAUUCACAUCCAUACAUCAAUUGUAAGAACCAUCAAUCUUCUAGAAUCUUCUCUCGGUUCUCAAUGGCACGUACAAAACAAACAGCUCGCAAAUCCACCGGCGGCAAGGCUCCCCGGAAGCAGCUAGCAACAAAGGCCGCUAGGAAAUCCGCUCCGGCGACCGGCGGAGUGAAGAAGCCACACAGGUUCAGACCAGGAACCGUUGCCUUGAGAGAGAUCCGUAAGUACCAAAAGAGCACCGAGCUUCUUAUCCGAAAACUUCCAUUCCAACGUCUUGUUCGUGAAAUCGCUCAGGAUUUCAAAACGGAUCUGAGGUUCCAGAGCAGUGCCGUUUCUGCUCUUCAGGAAGCUGCUGAGUCUUACUUGGUUGGACUGUUUGAAGAUACAAACCUUUGCGCUAUUCAUGCAAAGAGAGUCACCAUCAUGCCUAAGGACAUUCAGCUUGCAAGAAGAAUCAGAGGAGAGAGAGCUUAGUUUGUAUCUACUACAAUUUCAAUUCCUAAAUUUUAAAUUUUGUAGGCCUAAAAUUAGUGUGUGAAUUUUAAAUAGUGUGGUUAUGUUAUUUAGUUUUUUUCUGCUUUAGUUUGAUAUGUACUUGUGUUUUCUGCUAAUCAGAUCUGUUUCUGCUUA
This is a messenger RNA of Lathyrus oleraceus (garden pea), 705 nucleotides long. RefSeq names its product histone H3.2-like. The record is from RefSeq and is a predicted model, not a curated record. Gene Ontology annotation, cellular component: nucleosome. The coding region runs from base 139 to 549 and encodes 136 amino acids. The transcript has a single exon. Gene Ontology annotation, molecular function: structural constituent of chromatin; protein heterodimerization activity; DNA binding. NCBI's taxonomy places the organism in Eukaryota, Viridiplantae, Streptophyta, Magnoliopsida, Fabales, Fabaceae.